AUGGAUGACGAUCUUUUCGGCGUCUUUUCGGAGACGCCAGCCAACUUGCCGGUGAAAAAGAGCAACGACAAGCCCACAGAGCAAAAACAGCCGAAAAAAAGGCCCGCUCCAUCGCAAAAUAACGACAAGAAAGACAAGAAGCAGGAUAAGCUGGAGAAGAAUGAAAAGAAGAAAAACCCCGUCGUCAGUGACGCCGUGGAGAUCGAGGCUUCGAGAGAAGUGGCUCCAUCGGCUGGUCUUAUGGCUGCUAAAGAGGAAGAGUCCAAGUUAAAGUUGAAGCAUCAGGUCAGACACCAGGUCGCCAUUCCUCCUGAUUUCCCGUAUGUUCCUAUCGGAGAACACGUCAGAACCAACGAGGCAAGAACGUAUCCGUUCACGUUGGAUCCUUUCCAGGAUACGGCUAUUUCGUGUAUUGACAGGAACGAGUCUGUGCUUGUUUCUGCGCAUACUUCUGCUGGUAAGACCGUGGUGGCUGAAUACGCCAUUGCCCAGUCUCUCAGAGAGAAACAGCGUGUUAUUUACACUUCUCCCAUCAAGGCGUUGAGUAACCAGAAGUACAGAGAGCUUUUGGCCGAGUUUGGCGAUGUGGGUCUUAUGACUGGUGAUGUGACCAUCAACCCAGACGCGGGCUGUUUGGUCAUGACCACCGAGAUUUUGAGAAGUAUGUUGUACCGAGGCUCCGAGGUCAUGCGUGAAGUCGCCUGGGUCAUCUUUGACGAGGUCCACUACAUGAGAGACAAAAACAGAGGUGUGGUGUGGGAAGAGACCAUCAUUUUGCUUCCCGAUAAGGUGCACCAUGUUUUCCUUUCGGCCACCAUUCCAAACGCCAUGGAGUUUGCCGAGUGGGUCACCUACUCCUUUGCAGCAUUACUUGUUCCCGCCGCUGGCGAUGGUAUUCAUUUGGUGGUGGACGAAAAGGGAACUUUUAGAGAAGAGAAUUUCCAAAAAGCCAUGUCGUCCAUUUCCAACAACAUUGGUGACGAUCCAGCAUCUGCAGAGGCCUCCAAGAGCAAAAAGAAGGGUGAAACUUACAAGGGAGGCGUCAAGGACGGAAAGAGCGAUAUCUACAAGAUUGUCAAGAUGAUCUACAUGAAGAGAUAUAACCCAGUGAUUGUUUUCUCCUUCUCCAAGCGUGACUGUGAGUCUUUGGCCCUCAAAAUGUCCAAGUUGGACUUCAACACGGACGAGGAGCGUUCUGCAUUGACAAAGGUGUUUGAGAAUGCCAUCGAUAUCUUGCCUGAGGCCGAUAGAGAAUUGCCACAGAUCAAAAAUAUCUUGCCCUUACUCAGAAGAGGUAUCGGUAUCCACCAUUCCGGUCUUUUGCCUAUCUUGAAGGAGGUCAUUGAGCUUUUGUUCCAGGAAGGUUUGCUUAAGGUGCUUUUCGCCACAGAGACCUUUUCCAUUGGUCUUAAUAUGCCUGCCAAGACCGUCGUUUUCACAUCUGUCAGAAAGUGGGACGGUCUGGGCUUCAGAUGGGUCUCUGGUGGUGAGUACAUCCAGAUGUCUGGAAGAGCCGGUCGUCGUGGUUUGGAUGACAGAGGUAUUGUUAUUAUGAUGAUUGACGAGAAAAUGGAGCCUCAGGUCGCCAAAGGUAUGGUGAAAGGUCAGGCAGACAGGUUGGAUUCUGCGUUCCACUUGGGCUACAACAUGAUCUUGAACUUGAUGCGUGUGGAGGGCAUUUCGCCGCAGUUUAUGUUGCAGAACUCUUUCUACCAGUUCCAGAACGCCGCUUCCGUGCCUAAGCUUGAACAGCAUCUUCAGCAGUUGACGUUGGACUACAAUGAUGUCAAGGUGGACGACGAGUUCCACGUCAAGGAGUACUACGACUUGAAGAAACAGCUCGAGGGAUACCAGGAGAAUGUUCGUCAAGUUGUCACCCAUCCAGGCCACAUCCUUCCGUUCUUGCAGCCCGGAAGAGUCAUCAAGAUCAAGAUUGGUGAAUUCGACUACGGCUGGGGUAUGGUGGCUUCCUUCACCAAAAGAUCGAACAAGAGAGAUCCUUCCCAGGCCUACACUGACCACGAGCUGUACCUCGUCAGCGUGUUUGUGUGCACCAUGUUUGUGGAUGCCCCAGUUAAUUUGAUCAAAUCUUUCAACCCUGUAUUCCCCGAGGGUAUCCGUCCUUCCAACGAGGGCGAAAAACUGAGAGCAGAGUAUAUCCCCAUCACUUUGGACUCGAUCCAGGCAAUUUCCAGUGUCCGUUUGAAGGUUCCAGACGACUUCAAGAGCUCUACUGCAAAGAGGAACUUGGUGAGAACCUUGAAAGACUUGCCCAAGAAGUUGCCAGACGGAAUCCCCACAAUGGACCCUGUGGAGAGCAUGAAGAUCGACGACCCCGAGUUCAAGAUGUUGUUGCGUAAAAUUGAUGUUUUGGAGAGCAAGUUGGCCACCAAUCCUUUGCAUGAGUCCGACCGGAUCAACGACUUGUACGCCAAAUACAGCCACAAGGUCGACAUUGAGAAGAAGAUUGCCGAGACCAAGGACAAGAUCUUGCAAACACAGGCUGUCAUUCAGCUUGACGACUUGAAGCACAGAAGAAGAGUGCUCAGAAAGCUUGGAUUCGUGACGCCAGACGAAAUCAUCGAACUCAAGGGUAGAGUGGCAUGCGAGAUCUCCACUGGUGACGAACUUCUCUUAACAGAGCUUAUAUUCAACGGUACGUUCAAUGACUUGCUGCCUGAGCAGUGUGCUGCGCUUUUGUCUUGCUUUGUUUUCCAGGAGCGUGCUAAGGAGGUUCCUAGAUUGAAGCCUGAGUUGGCGGAGCCUUUGAAGGCAAUGCAAGACAUGGCGGGCAAGAUCGCCAAGGUGUUCAAGGAAAGCAAGAUUGAAAUCGCCGAGAAGGAGUAUGUGGAGCUGUUCCGUCCCGAGCUCAUGGAGGUGACGUACGCCUGGUGUAAAGGCGCCAAGUUCGCCCAGAUCUGUAAGAUGACCGAUGUUUACGAAGGUUCAUUGAUCAGAACGUUCAAGAGAUUGGAGGAGAUGAUCAGGCAGAUGAUCCAGGCGGCCAAGACCAUCGGUAACCUUGAGUUGGAGGACAAGAUGGAGAAGGCCACGGAAAUGGUGCACAGGGACAUUGUUUCGGCAGCGUCGUUGUACUUGUAA
Candidozyma duobushaemuli is the source of this 3102-nucleotide messenger RNA. Its product is annotated as ATP-dependent RNA helicase. Bases 1 to 3102 code for a protein of 1033 amino acids. Gene Ontology annotation, molecular function: ATP binding; RNA helicase activity; RNA binding. Gene Ontology annotation, cellular component: nucleus. Gene Ontology annotation, biological process: RNA catabolic process; maturation of 5.8S rRNA. Lineage: Eukaryota; Fungi; Ascomycota; Pichiomycetes; Serinales; Metschnikowiaceae. The record is from RefSeq and is a predicted model, not a curated record. The transcript has 2 exons.